Messenger RNA from Apus apus (common swift), 3782 nucleotides. It is a transcript of the gene ATP13A1, whose product is annotated as ATPase 13A1. The record is from RefSeq and is a predicted model, not a curated record. NCBI's taxonomy places the organism in Eukaryota, Metazoa, Chordata, Aves, Apodiformes, Apodidae. Gene Ontology annotation, biological process: extraction of mislocalized protein from ER membrane; intracellular calcium ion homeostasis. Gene Ontology annotation, cellular component: endoplasmic reticulum membrane. The transcript is spliced from 26 exons. The coding region runs from base 16 to 3612 and encodes 1198 amino acids. Gene Ontology annotation, molecular function: membrane protein dislocase activity; ATP binding; ATP hydrolysis activity.
UCGGUCUGUCAGAAGAUGGCGGGUCCCGCGGACGAGCUGGUCUCGUCGGUGACUCUUUACCGCCGCCGGCCGCGGCUCCUCCACGGCACCGUCCUGCCCUUCGUGGCCGGGCUCUACCCGGCGUGGCUGUGGCUGUGGGGGCCGCGCGUUUGGGCGGCGUGGGGAGGAGGAGGAGGAGGAGGAGGAGGAGGAGAGGAAGAGGAGGCGGCGGGAGUGAUGGGGGGGAAGGAGGCAGGAGGAGGGGGAGCGGGCCCCGCGCCUCCCGAGGCGGCGAUGCUGGCGCUGGCCGCUAUCGGGGUGAUCCACCUGCUGACGGCGCUGUCGGGGCUCUGGUCGGUGCACGCUCAUUGUGCCCUCACCUGCGUCCGGGAACCUUGUCCCAAAAAAGCCACCUUGGCCAAAGUUGUGCCAACCCCAAAUAAUGGAUCAGUGGAACUUGUGCCUCUCCACAGAGACCAGGAUGAGGACGGGCAAGAGGCUCUUUCCUUUGAAUUCCAAAAAAUCAAAUAUUCCUGUGAAAUAAAAGGCAAGAAACAGUUUCUUCCUGUUGCUUUCCCAGUGGAACAUCCUCUUGGUUUCUACCAGAACGCCCGAGGUUACCAGGAGGACAAAGAAAUUCGAGCAGCUGAGAAGAAAUAUGGAACAAACAAGGCUGAGAUGGUGGUGCCAGAAUUCCUGGAACUCUUCAAGGAAAGAGCCACUGCCCCUUUCUUCGUCUUCCAGGUGUUCUGCGUGGGGCUGUGGUGCCUGGACGAGUACUGGUACUACAGUGUCUUCACCCUCUCCAUGCUGGUGGCCUUCGAAGCCUCCUUGGUCCAACAACAGAUGAGGAACAUGUCGGAGAUCCGGAAGAUGGGCAACAAACCCUACAUGAUCCAGGUCUACAGGAACCGGAAGUGGCGCUCGAUCUCCAGCGACGAGAUUAUUCCCGGGGAUAUUGUUUCCAUUGGUCGAUCUCCUCACGAGAACCUGGUGCCCUGUGAUGUGUUGCUGCUGCGUGGCCGGUGCAUCGUGGAUGAGGCCAUGUUGACAGGAGAGUCUGUCCCACAGAUGAAGGAACCUGUGGAGGAUCUGAAUCCAGAUCAUGUCCUGGACAUGCAGGCAGAUGCUCGUCUACACAUCAUUUUUGGGGGAACUAAAGUGGUGCAGCACAUCCCACCCCAGAAGGCCAGCACGGGCCUGAAACCUGUUGACAAUGGGUGUGUGGCCUAUGUCCUGAGGACCAGCUUCAACACCUCCCAGGGGAAAUUGCUUCGUACAAUCCUCUUUGGGGUGAAGAGAGUGACAGCCAAUAACUUAGAGACCUUCAUUUUCAUCCUGUUCCUGCUGGUCUUUGCCAUUGCUGCUGCAUCUUACGUCUGGAUUGAAGGCACCAAGGAUCCCAGCAGGAACCGUUACAAGCUCUUCCUGGAAUGUACUUUGAUCCUGACAUCAGUUGUCCCACCUGAACUUCCCAUUGAGCUCUCCUUGGCUGUCAACACCUCCCUCAUUGCCUUGGCCAAGCUCUAUGUUUACUGCACCGAGCCCUUCCGCAUCCCCUUCGCCGGCAAGGUCCAGGUUUGCUGCUUUGACAAAACAGGCACCUUGACCAGUGACCACCUGGUGGUGAGAGGAGUUGCUGGGCUCAGGGAUGGGAAGGAGGUGACCCCAGUGUGUGACAUUCCAGUUGAAACCCACCGAGCCAUCGCCACCUGCCACUCGCUGGUCCAGUUGGAUGAUGGGACCUUGGUGGGAGAUCCCUUGGAGAAGGCCAUGUUGAUGGCUGUGGAUUGGACCCUCACCAAAGAUGAGAAGGUUUUCCCCAGGAGCAUAAAAACUCAGGGUCUGAAGAUUCACCAGAGGUUUCAUUUUGCCAGUGCCCUGAAGAGAAUGUCUGUCCUGGCCUCCUAUGAGCAGGUUGGAUCUACUGACCUCUGCUACAUUGCAGCUGUGAAAGGGGCUCCAGAGACCCUGCAGCACAUGUUGUCCCAGUGUCCCAGCAACUACCAGGCUGUCCACACAGAGAUCUCCCAUGAGGGGGCAAGAGUAUUGGCCCUUGGCUACAAAGAACUGGGCCACCUCACCCACCAGCAGGUGAGAGACAUAAAGAGGGAAGAUCUGGAGUGUGACCUGAGGUUCGUGGGGUUCAUGGUGGUUUCCUGUCCCCUCAAAGCUGACUCCAAAGCUGUCAUCAGGGAGAUCCAGAAUGCAUCACACCAUGUAGUGAUGAUCACAGGAGACAAUCCUCUCACCGCUUGCCACGUGGCCCGGGAGCUCCACUUCUUCCAGAGGGAGCAAACCCUGAUCCUGCAGCCUCCUGGGACCAAAGGCUCCAGUUGGCAGUGGAAAUCUGUGGAUGGGACUGUGGUGCUCCCAGUGCUUCCCAGUUCCCUGGGGGAGCUGACCCAACGCUACGACCUCUGUGUCACUGGGGAAGGUCUCUCUUACCUCCAGUCUGGGGACAAGGAGCAGCUCCUGAAGCUCAUCCCACACAUCCAGGUCUUUGCCAGAGUGGUGCCAAAGCAGAAGGAAUUUGUCAUCACAACCUUGAAGAGCCUGGGCUACGUCACCCUGAUGUGUGGGGAUGGAACCAACGACGUUGGAGCUCUGAAACAUGCAGAUGUGGGUGUGGCUCUGCUGGCAAAUGCUCCUGAGAAGCUUCCUGAGAGGAAGAAGAGACCUCGAGAUGUCCCCAAUGAUGGGAAAGCAGCUCUGGGAGGCCUCGGUGGUGGGGCUGUGAAGCCCACAUCCCGUGGGGCCAAGCAGAGGGUGAUGUCCCAGAGGGAGGAGCAGCUGGCGGUGCAGAGGCAGGAACGGAUCAGUCAGGUCUUGAAGGACCUGGAAGAAGAACGUGUCCCCGUGGUGAAGCUGGGAGAUGCCAGCAUUGCUGCCCCCUUCACCUCCAAGCUCUCCUCCAUCCAGUGCAUCUGCCACGUGAUCAAGCAGGGACGUUGCACCUUGGUGACCACCCUGCAGAUGUUCAAGAUCCUGGCCCUGAAUGCCCUGAUCUUGGCCUACAGCCAGAGUGUCCUCUACUUGGAAGGGGUGAAGUUCAGUGACUUUCAGGCAACUCUACAGGGACUUCUCCUGGCUGGCUGCUUCCUCUUCAUCUCCAGGUCCAAGCCUCUGAAGACCCUCUCCAAGGAGAGGCCCUUGCCCAACAUCUUCAACCUAUACACGGUCCUGACGGUUCUGCUCCAGUUCCUGGUCCAUUUCCUCAGCCUCGUGUACCUCUACCAUGGAGCCCAACAACGCAGCAGCUCCAGCCGGGAAGAAUUUGUGGAUCUGUACAAGGAGUUUGAGCCCAACCUGGUGAACAGCACCGUGUACAUCAUGUCCAUGGCCAUGCAGAUGGCCACCUUUGCCAUCAACUACAAGGGCCAUCCCUUCAUGGAGAGUCUCCAGGAGAACAAACCUCUACUGUGGAGCAUCAUCCUGUCAGGAGUUGCCAUCGUUGGGCUCCUCACAGGUUCCUCACCAGAGUUCAAUGAGCAGUUUGGAUUGGUGGAAAUCCCCACGGAGUUCAAGCUGGUGAUCACCCAAGUGUUGCUGGUUGACUUCUUCCUGGCCUUGUCAGUGGACAGAAUCCUUCAGUUCCUGCUGGGGAGUGCCAAGCUCAAAGUGCCUUCCUGAAAAGGACCCCCAGAAGUUCCUCAUCCCCAACAGAGGAGACCACCCAGGGCCACCAGAAUCAGCUUGAAUCCUUGUUUUCUUCUUUAUUUUUUUGACAAAUAACUCUUGAUCCUUUGGGGGAAAACUUUUUUCUUCCAAAUCAUGUUGGAAAAACACCUCUGUGAAGCCAA